Molecule: messenger RNA, 9682 nt
Organism: Pieris napi
Lineage: Eukaryota; Metazoa; Arthropoda; Insecta; Lepidoptera; Pieridae
Product: hemicentin-1-like
Exons: 46
Coding region: 211-7140 (2309 amino acids)
Molecular function (GO): calcium ion binding
Source: RefSeq, a predicted model, not a curated record
GGCGGUCAUAUAUAUGGAGCUCAUAUUUGGUAGAGAUACUUAACCAGGUACAAGGUAUCCCCCUGUAUAUAUCUGCCACGCCGUAGUAAAUCUCGAAAUACCCGCUCGAGCUCUCCUACUAAUUAUAUUAGCAAUCGUACUGUUUCGCUAAAGUACGAUGUUCCUAAUCGAGUACUCCUAACCCACAUUGAUUGUACGGUCACGGGUCAAAUGGCCAAACGGACCGCUCAGUACUAUUUCACGUUUCGCACAAACAUGGUGUUUGUGAUAUUUAUAAUUUUUACUUUACUGUCAAAACGGCAUCUGAUAUGUAGCGCUGAUGGUGGAAAAGGUAGUUUGGUGUUUGUUUUUGAUACGACGUGGUCGAUGUCAAACGAUUUGAGGCAGUUGAAAAAUGGCGCCGAAAUGAUACUGAAGACUGCUUUGGAGGAAAGUGACGUUAUAGCCGAUUUUGUUUUUGUGCCGUUUCACGACCCAGCUGUGGGUCCAGCAACGGUAACAAAAGACAAAGAGGUCCUAAAGGCGGCUUUGCAGAAGGUCCAGGUGUAUGGGGGCGGCGAUUGUCCGGAGAUGGCUUUGGGCGGUAUUCAGUUGGCUCUAAACGUCAGCCGGCCGCACUCUUAUAUAUAUGUGUUUACUGAUGCAACAGCGUUUGAUCAUCAUUUGAUCGGACAGGUGUUGGAUGCAGUGCAGAGGAAGCAGAGCCAGGUUGUGUUCGUACUAACAGGGCAUUGCAAUGAUCUCCAAAAGCCGACAUACAAAGUGUACCAACAAAUAGCAGCAGCUAGCGCGGGACAAGUAUUUAAUUUGAACAAGACCAAUGUUCAUAAGGUGUUGGAUUUCGUCCGAAGCUCUAUAAAAGGCCGAUCAGUAAAUCUAGUUUCAACUGUGAAUCCUCCUGGAUACAAUCAGACGCAAAAGAUCCCGAUAGAUAACUCAGUGAAUGAAGUGACCGUCUCCGUGUCGGGAGGCAAACCCCAGAUACGAGUGGUGAAUCCCAGCGGCGAAGAGUUGACUGGGCCACCGCAGUUAGUCGCCACGCUUGAUCUUUCAGAAAUUAUGAUCGUAAAAGUCGUAGAGCCCGAGCCGGGCAACUGGAGCAUAACGGUAGGCAGUUCUUCUGAACAUUCUGUCAAAGUUGUGGGACUGUCCAACUUGACAUUCAGUCACGGCUUCUCAGUGCUGCCUCCCUCAUCCAUGGCGGACACCAGCUAUCGACCUUUACGGGGUACCUAUAACUACCUGGUAAUAUCUCUAAGCGAUAAUUCAAAUGUAACUGAAAAUAUAAAUUAUGUGGAGGUAUUAAGUUUAAACGGAAAGACGUUGUUCGAAGUUCCGCUCGAUUUGUUGGAUAACAAGACAAAUCUAUACGUAACGAGAGCGUUUUUGCCGCCAGAUGAAUGGUUCUAUAUUUCUAUAAAUGGAGUUGACAAGAAUGGCAAUAGUUUAAGAAGAGUGGGCGCUACUGCAGUGCAAGCCAGGUCUCCUGAUACUCCGUAUUUGGCCGUAACUCAGAAGAUAGAGGCGCAAGCGCACGAUCGAAUAGUGUUGAUGUGUAAAGUGGAGAGCCUCGUCCCAGUCACGGCGGGGUGGCACAGAGACGGACAGACAAUGCAGUCGAACAUUUCCAGUCUGCAAAGUACCUCAGUGCAAUACGUGAUACAAGAUAUGUCGGAACUGGACGUCGGCACAUAUGAAUGCGUUGCCGACAACGUUGCUGGAUUGUCUUCUGCGGUGACUGUCGUAGAUCUAAUAGUGGAACCUCCUCAAAUUAUAGUGUCGCCACUUAAUACUACAGUCGUGAUAGAGGGAAAUCUGACUAUUUCGUGUUCAGUAAUUAGCGACACUUCACUCCAAAAAGCAUUUAUAAUUUUUAACGGAACAGACCACAACUAUGAUAUUCACUUCGCGUUGGAGUAUAAUUCUGAUGGAGUAUACUCUUUCACUAAAACGAUACGAAAUGCGACAGAACGAGACCAAGGAAUGUAUACGUGUGUUGCGAUUAAUAAGGGUGGGUCUUCAAACUCAUCUACUCACAUCAGCAUCCAAUCUCAUCCCCUGGCCCACAUUCUCGGGCCGCACACGCUGACACGCCAAGCGCACACACGCGCGCAGUUCGUGUGUUGUAUAGAGAACGCCCAGCAAAUGUAUUGGAUGGACCCAAAGAAAAAUAUCCUGAACCAAGUCAACGUGAACGGCUCUUAUAAUGCACUUUUAGAUAUACAUGAUGUUAUGGAAGAUGGCGUUUGGACGUGUGUCGCCGUCAGAUACAAUUAUACAGCUUCCGACUCAAUAGAACUUCGUGUGCUAAUCAAACCGGAGGUUAAAAUAGAGGGCUCUCAUAAUAUAACUGUUUUAAACGGAUCGGUAGCGAAAGUCGAGUGUAUAGUACUUGCCAAGCCGAAACCGCGGAUUCUGUGGCACAUGGAAACUGAACGAUUUCUUCCACACGAAGUUACUAUAGUAUCGUCAAAUCAAUAUAAAAGCGUGCUAACAUUGGACAGCACCAAAGAGCCUGUAAAUGGAACUUAUUUCUGCUUUGGGGAAAACUCUGAAGGGAUCGAGCAGGACAGCAUCACCGUGCGCGUGAGACGAAAAAUGAUUUUGGUCGAGGGCUUCAGGGAUCAAUCGGUGGAAAUCUACUCAAAAGUUAAACUGGCAUGCCGAGUAGACUCGUAUCCUCCACCAAAAAUAUCGUGGUUUCACAAUAAUACACAGCUUCGAGCCGAUUCCACCAAGAUGCUAAAUUUUUCUAUAACAAUAGAGGUGGUAGAUUUCGACGAUCUCGGCUCGUACUCGUGUGUUGCUGAAAAUGAGUAUGAAGUCCUACAGGUGAACGCAAACCUCAUGGUUAAAGGUUUGGAUGUUCCCAGGUUAUCAAAAGUCCCAGCCAACAUCGUCACUCAAAAAGGAAAAUCUGUUGUUUUGACAUGUAGGGUUCUCAAGGGCAACCCCAAACCAACUCUAUCAUGGCAGCACAGACGACACAACUCGACAAAUUAUACAAGUUUGCCAAACGAUGUUCUCAUUGAUGGAAAUGAUUUAAAUAUAUCGAGUGCCAAUACAGAGGUUGAAGGCACGUAUCGGUGUGUCGCACAAAAUAUUCUAGGAAAAGAUCAAUAUGACAUCGAGCUGAUUGUUCAAUACCCACCAGAAUUAAAAAGGCCAGAGGAUCUCAAGUCCAGUCCAAUGAAUAUAAAACUCGGUGAUAAAUUGAAACUCAGUUGCGAUGUGAUUGGGAAUCCGACGCCCGUCGUUGUUUGGACAAAGGAUUACCAGACGAUUGCCUUCUCUAAGAAUAUAUAUCUGAGUGAAGGUAACGAUCUAAUGAUACGCAAUGUGACUGAGUAUGAAAACGGUAUUUACUCUUGUGAAGCCGUGAGUCCAUUGGGCUCCGUGACCAACAACUUUACAAUUAAUGUUUAUCAGCUUCCCGAAAUUGAGUCAAACGCAGAUCACGAGAAGGAAAUAUUAGAAGGUCAACUAGUUCAGUUUCCCUGCCUCGCUCGGGGUCUACCGUUCCCCACUAUAAAGUGGACACAUAAUGGGAAACCUAUAUCUGAGAGACGAAAGUUUAUUGAUGAAUAUGGAAUUAGAUUUGUAGCGAAUUUAACCGACUUCGGCGAAUACGUGUGUGAAGCGAGCAACGGGUAUGGCUCCGUCACUUUCAACUUCACUCUGUAUGUUUGGGUGGCGCCCUCAAUCGAUCCGCCUCUCGAAGUAAAUUUAAAUAUACGAGUUGCGGACAAUGCGACAUUAAACUGUGAUGUCGUCGGGUUUCCGGUUCCAACUAUAGCUUGGGAGUUCAAUGAAAAAUCACUUCAAGCUAAUACUACAAGUAUGAGUUUCAACGAUGUAGGCAAUUUAUUUUUACACGACGUGACCUUGGGUAUGGAAGGAGAGUUUGCGUGUGUCGCUGAAAACGUUGCCGGUGUAGCCAUUAAAACUUUUUAUGUAAUUGUUGAAGAACGCCCCGUUUUCGACACUGAAAGCUUAGAUGAGUAUAUCGGAAUAGCUGGAAAAGACCUAUCUAUGGUACUUAGUUGUAAAGCGACAGGGAAACCUCGCCCUUAUAUGCUUUGGGUAAAAGACGGGGUUUAUUUAGACAGCGAUUCCCGAUAUGAAAUUAAUGACGAAGGUACUUUAACGAUAAAACAGCCCCAAUUGGAGAUGAGUGGCAACUACACAUGUAUCGCUAAGAACUCUCUUGGAAAUAUCAGUAGAAUUGUUCAAGUACAUGUUUAUUCUAUGCCAACCCUCCAAUCGGACGAAGCUCAAUCGUCAGUGAGAGACCUCGUCGAGGGUACCAGUGCAGUAUUGGAGUGUCCCGUCCGGCACAGCGAACGUGUCAUAUGGUAUAAGGAUGCAGUUUUAAUAGCGAACGGCUCUCUAGCAUUUCCAAACGUGAGCCGAUCCGUCUCCGGACAAUAUGCGUGCGUCGUCACUAACAGGGUUGGCUCCACCCAUGCUUUGGUCACUGUGAACGUUGUGUGGCCUCCGAGCUUUAGGAAUCGACCGGAAAAGGAAGUGCAGCUCUUGAAGGGUGAUGACGCAUUCUUUGACUGUUCCUCUGAUGCUAAUCCACGGGCGAAAAUACAAUGGUUCUUCGAGUCCAAAUUGCAAGUAGGAGAGGACGGGCACAAGUUGAAGGUGAUGAACGCUCAGACACGCGAUAGUGGAAUAUAUAAAUGUGUAGUUAGCAACGAGUACGGAAGCGUAAUUAGAGAAUUUAAGUUAGAUUUACUAGUUCCGCCAUACAUUUCUGAAUUUGAUCUGCUCGAGGUGUAUUUGAAAGAAGGGACGAACGCCACUCUCGAAUGUAAGGCGGAGGGAUAUCCCCGACCCGAGAUAUCGUGGACUUUCGAAAACGCGAAUUGGCAUAUUGUUAACUUGACUCUUACAUCGACAAACGUAUCUAUACGGUCUGAAGACAUUUUUCGCUGUGAUGCGAAGAACAAAGCCGGAGUCACGCACCUAGUCUACAAAGUCACUAUAGUUAGUGCUGCCAGAGUCAAAAAUAUUGCCUUUUUUGUAGGAGGAGAAGGAAAUAAUGCAGAGAAAAGUGUGGACGUAGCUCUCAAGAAUAAUGUGCGAAUAUCCUGCUCUGCUACUGGUAAUCCUCUUCCGACCAUCCAAUGGUUUCGAAAUGGUAAAAAAGUUAGCCAAAAUAUCGCAAAUAUUCCUUACGCCGAUCUCUCCCUUGCCGACGUGACAUUGACUCAGGCAGGCAAAUAUACUUGUGUUGUUGCGAAUGAGGGUGGAAUCGACGAGAGGGAUAUAAGGGUCAACGUUCUUGAACCACCAAGUAUUUUUGGAAGUCUGUCGCAGAAUGUAAACGAGACAAAUAUAUUAAACUUGGAUGUGCUAUCGGAACAAUCUUUUUACAUGCAUUGCCAUGCAUACGGAAACCCUGUGCCCGAAAUAUACUGGUUCAAGGAUGGUUUGCCAUUAAAAUUAUAUGAUGAGAGCAUGGUGUCCGAGGAUUUCGGGGAAGUUAUAGUUGUGCGGCGGGCUGAAGAAGAACACACUGGAAAUUACACGUGUGUGGCCAGAAACAGUGUUGGGGAAGCGAGCGUCGUGUACCUGGUUGAUGUUUUAGUCGCUCCACCUCAGCCGAAGGACGACACGAAACAUAUAAGUAUUCAUAUGGGACAAUUAUUAAAUCUGACAUGUCCUGCGACGGGUCGCCCUCUGCCCCACGUGACCUGGGUCAAACAUCCCUACACCGAGCUGGAACCAUCCGCCAAAAUAAAUCUGUCAAGGGAUAACUACACUUUAGCCAUAAACAAUACAGACGUGCUCGAUAGCGGCAAAUAUUCCUGUGUAAUGACCAACAAAGUUGGGGCCACCGAGAUAAUAUUCGACGUGGUGGUUCAGAAAGCGCCUUCUAUUGCGCUCAGUGGAAACGCUUCCGAGAAACACGUGAUCGCGUUGCGACGCAGCAUUGUAUUGAAAUGUGAGACUGACGGGAAUCCUCCACCGAGGAUUACUUGGUUGAAGGAUAUCCAAAGGCUGCAUGAGAAUUUGCCAAACGUAGAAAAUCUCUUAAGCACAAGUCUCCUAUCCAUUUGGAGCGUGAGCGUUCGAGACGCAGGGCAGUACAUCUGCAUAGCCGAGAACGAGGCCGGCACCGCCCACAAGAGAUUCGAUCUCGUCGUGCGAGUGCCAGGUAAAUGGAGCAGUUGGUCAGGCUGGAGUUACUGCAAUGUGACGUGCGGACACGGCUAUCAGAAGCGCACGCGCCUCUGUCAAUAUAUAGACGACAGUGACAACAUGUAUGAUAAAACUACCCAAACAGAAAAAAUAAUUUUAGAAGAGUCCGCUUGCAAAGGCAGCACUGUGGAUAGAAGGAAAUGUCACAUGCCACCAUGUGAGGAGGAAGUAUCUUUAUCGCACUGGUCUGCUUGGUCUCGCUGGUCUGCGUGUUCGUCGCGUUGCGGGUCCGGCACGCAGACGCGCACGCGCACGUGCAAAGGACGCGCCUCUUGUAGCGGAGAUAACGUCCAGAUAAGGAAAUGUCCGAGCCUUCCUCCGUGUCGGACGAGCUCUUCGACGAACGACGUAUACGGCGGUGCAAUCGUCAACAGAAAUUCGAAAUUGGAUUAUUUGCCGGAGUUAACAUUUGAAUUGCAACCAGAAACUCGGAGCUCUGUAGCGGGAGAUUACGACGACUAUUACUCGACGUAUUCGUCAGCAAAUAAACCGUCUCCAUAUUACGAAGUGAAGGUGACGGAGAACUUGGACGAGAGCGAUCGCGGUCCCUGCGCCCCCGGCCUCUGGCACGACCGAGCCGACGACGUGUGUCUCGAUAUAGACGAGUGCACCCUAGACGCGAACCGGUGCCAUAUAACCCAAGUGUGCACGAACAUAGUCGGUGGGUAUCGGUGUUCGUGUCCCAGGGGCUACAUGUCGCUCGGGGCUGGACAGCGCUGUUUAGACGUGAACGAAUGUGAGCAGAAGACUUCCGGCUGUGAGUUCGCGUGCGUGAACACGGCGGGAGGAUUCGCGUGCGCAUGUCCCGCGAAUCUGCGCCUGCACGAGGACAGACGUCGCUGUGUGCCGCGUGUGCCCUCGUCCGACGACUUCGGGGAGGAGUAUUUGAGUACGUCACUAGACUUCCCCAGCCGAGCGAGAGGUUGAUACGAGAAAAUGUAACGUCCCGUUCGUGACUGUUUUUUAUACUUUCAAUUUGUAAUUUGAAAGAAAGAAAGAAAAAGCUUUAUUAUACACAAUAUACAGGAUGUUUAGCUCUUUAUAACAUAAAAAAAAAGUACUUAAUUGGUAUUCCUAACUUAAGUCUCUAUAUUUUUUGUAAGUUUCGACUUCCCUCCAUUAUGUUGCGCCUUUUAUAGUACAUUUUAUAGUUUUAAUUUAUAACUUAAUAAAAUUACCUUUUAGUCAUAAUGUGUGGUUGAAAAAGAUUGGAGAAUUUUUUUUGAGACAAAUUUAAUUUUUAUUUAUAAUCCCUAUUAAAGCAUUUUCAUUAUAUAUCUUAAACAAGAUAAAGAUUUAAUUUAAAGGAAAUUCUUCAUAGGAGAAAACUUUAUUAUUCAUAUUGCUCUCGCUCACUUUAUCCAUAUGAUUUGUGUAAAUAAAUAUAUUUCUUUAACCAACAAAUAUUUAACAUUCUUAUACCUUCUUAUUACAUGCUUCUAAUUUGCAUUUCACACAGACUAUACGUGCCUAAUCUAAAAGUGAAAAUCAUGCUCUCUUAUCUCUUAUACCUUCUCUUUGUAAAUCAAUCAACUGAGACCUUGUAGCGAGACCGAUUCAUUCUAAUUUUCUUUAGAAGGCGUACUUUUAUUUUUCUCUAUGUCUUUUGCGACCAUAAUUCAUACAUGCGUGAACUGAAGUGCUAAUUAAUAUUAAAGAAUGUGUAGACGACAAGUUAAGUGACGAUAGGUGGCAGACGAUCGUUGCAGAAUAUUUUCUUGAUCGGUCCACGUUUUGGAUCGAGUACUCUUUCGUCGUAUUUGCGCGGAAUAUUUCUGAAACGAAACGUUUUGCUAUAAAUAAGACCUCUCUUAAAUAUUCUGUAAAUAACACAAAACUCACUGCCAAUACGCUCCGUUUCUCUGAAGGCGCGAAAUGUUGUUUUGACAAAUCAUCAACUCGUUCUGCAAAUACGUGCGUUGAUCGUUGACUCUCACGAAUAACUAAAAUAACAAUAUCCCAUUGUUUCAUAUCAUAUAGCUCAAUUUGAAUUUGGGGAGAAUUAAGGAAUUUUAUCCGCGACUGUGAUUAUGAAAUUUGUUUACAUACCUUAGAUUCCGAAUCCAGCCUCCACUCCUUACUGCGCAAAGUGCUCACGAGAUCAGUCUUUAAUCUUUCAAAACGUUUAACCGUACGCAGUAACUCCGCCUGAAAUUAACAUACAUCUCAACUAAAAAAAAAAUAUUCUGCCAAACAUCACACAAGUUAAAAUGAGGACAAUCAAAUUAUGAAAAUGUGUUAUAGAAAGGAUACAGACGUGUCACAAUGACGUGAGAACGUAUAAAGGCGCAGCGCUAACCAGAUCCAUGCAACUUCCUCACAAUCGAGCUGCACGCAAUAUCGCAGCACACAACUCCGGAUGGAACGUUUCGAAGAAGUCGCAUGGGUCCGAAUAUACAAUGUUAAUACAUAGAUAGCAAUUAAGUAACAUAAACAAGCAAACCAAAACGUAUUAAUCCGAACGACUGCUUGAACACUGUCCAUGGUAAAUGCCGUAGAAGAUAGAGACGCCAAAUCCCUAUAACCCACCAAGCGAUCGAGUAAUUCAGUCGAGUAGAAAGUGCUAGGGAGCUCCAGCCCAGAGGUGAGAACAGUACCUACUGCAUGGCAAGUGCAUGCAUGCGAUGUCUCGGAAUGAAGUACCGUCUUGCCUUGUUGAGCACACCAGGCUUUUGGAGGCUUAUUUAGCAUUAUAAAACGUACCUAUACGUAGUAUAUAAGAUUAAAGAUAUUUACCGGAGUUAGAAUAUCUAAAUUUAUAUUUAGGUCAUCAUGCUUAAGCUUGCAAUCUGAAAAGAAAAUAUAAUAUUUAUACUAAAAUUACUAAUAGAUAGUAUUAUAAAAAAGGUAAAGUUGUGUGAGUUUGUUUAUAAUGAAUUUCUGGUACCUAUUUUGGCUAAUUUUUUUCAUCAGUUUCUAAUUAUGUAUUUCCACGCCAACGAAGCCUCGGGAAAAAAUUAACAAAAAAAAUCCUUCAAAUAAUAACCGUUAAUCGGAAUGCGAUAUUUGAAGAAUCAAAUCAGUGAAAAUAAAUGUAUCUAUUAGAAAGGAUCUUUAUCGCCAUACGAAAAAAAGGGUAGAAAUAGAGAAAGUCAAAAAAACAACACUACAAGAUGUUGUGAUCCAUGUAGUGGAACAUGCGCUGAUCCAUGAAGAGUGUAGACAAAAUUAAUUAUCCCUAUCCAGUACCUGGUCCACAACCUUUAGCAUUUUUUAUUUUUUCUCUCAGGAAUGGGAGUUGUUCACGCAAAGUUUCGAUGGCUUCCAGUAACUGUCGGUGCCUUGCGCUUUCUUUCUGCAAAUCGUUAUCGAAGUCCCAAGGGUAAUCAACUUUGCGCAAAUCCUCUUGAAUACAAACGAUUUGUUUUUCUAGCUCACCAUUCUGCCAUGAUGCUGUUUCUCUACAUAAUAUGAAAACAGUAUAUAAGAACUAAGUAAUGAUAAAAUAAAAAUAUGUAAUAGACUGUUA